GUGACGUGACCUUACCGACGUAGAAUGUUGUGACAGAAAGUUGCCAGACGUCGCGCAGCAACCGCGGUGACAAAGGAGUGUGAGCGUUCGAAACAGACAAUGUGCGGAAUUUUUGCCUACCUCAACUACCAUGUACCGCAGACUCGAAGAGAGAUUAUUGAAACCUUGUUUAAGGGACUGCAGAGACUAGAAUACAGAGGUUAUGAUUCUGCAGGUGUUGGAAUUGACAGCGGUAAUAACAAGGAGUGGGAAGACAAAGGGAAGCAAAUCUCUAUCAUUAAAAGAAAUGGGAAAAUAAAGACUUUGGAAGAGGAAGUAAACAAACAAGAAGACGUUGACUUUGAUGCUGAGUUUGAAACGCAUUUUGGCAUUGCACACACUCGCUGGGCAACACAUGGCAUUCCAAAUAUUGUUAAUAGUCAUCCCCAGAGAUCUGAUAAGGACAAUGAGUUUAUCGUCAUUCACAAUGGCAUCAUUACGAACCACAAGAAUUUGCGAAAGUUCCUGGAGAGCAAAGGGUAUGAGUUUGAGUCUGAAACGGAUACAGAAUCGAUUGCAAAACUGAUCAAAUAUGUCCAUGAUAACAGUGAGAAUGAGAACAUCAGCUUUGCCACCCUGGUUGAGAGAGUCAUCCAGCAACUGGAAGGAGCUUUUGCCUUGGUAUUCAAGAGUGUCCAUUUCCCAGGGCAAGCUGUCUGUACCAGAAGAGGAAGCCCUCUGAUGAUUGGUGUAAGGAGUAAUCACAAACUUUCAACAGAUCACAUCCCAGUUCUGUAUCGUACAUGUAAAGAAGUGACAAAAUCCUGCCUGGUUUCUCGCACCGAUGACACCUCAUUGUACCCAGUCGGGGAAGAGAAGUCAGUGGAGUACUACUUUGCAUCAGAUGCCAGCGCCAUCAUUGAGCACACAAACCGAGUGAUUUUCCUGGAGGAUGAUGAUGUGGCAGCAGUGGUUGCAGGCUGCCUUUCAAUUCACCGGGUAGAACGUACGCCAAGCGACUGCCCAGCGCGUGGCAUCCAGACCCUGCAAGUGGAGAUGCAGCAGAUGAUGAAAGGCAACUAUAGUUCCUUUAUGCAGAAAGAAAUCUUUGAGCAGCCAGAAUCGGUGGUGAAUACCAUGAGGGGAAGAGUCAAUUUUGAAAACAACACAGUGAUCCUCGGUGGACUGAAGGAUUCAAUUAAAGAAAUCAGAAGGUGCAGGCGUUUGUUAAUUAUCGCUUGUGGAACAAGUUAUCACACAGGACUGGCGACACGGCAAAUCCUGGAGGAGCUGACAGAGUUGCCAGUCACAGUGGAACUUUCCAGCGACUUCCUGGAUCGUAGUACACCUGUUUUCCGGGAUGACGUGUGCUUUUUCCUCAGCCAAUCAGGUGAAACUGCGGACACUUUAAUGGCCUUGAGGUACUGCAAAGGGAGGCGAGCCCUGACUGUUGGCAUCACCAACACAGUGGGCAGCUCAAUCUCCCGAGAGACUGACUGUGGCGUCCACAUCAAUGCUGGACCAGAAAUCGGCGUGGCGAGUACCAAGGUCUACACAAGCCAGUUUGUGGCACUAGUGAUGUUUGCUCUCAUGAUGUCCGAAGACCGGAUUUCCAUGCAACAGCGACGCAGAGAGAUUAUUCAUGGCCUCCAAAAUCUCCCAGACCAAAUAAAGGAAGUUCUGAGCUCAGAUGAGGAGAUCCAGAGAUUAGCAAGCGAGCUGUAUCAGCAGAAGUCUGUGCUCAUUAUGGGCCGUGGUUAUCAUUAUGCUACUUGCCUGGAGGGGGCGUUGAAAAUUAAGGAGAUUACUUUCAUGCACUCGGAGGGAAUCCUGGCCGGAGAAUUAAAGCAUGGCCCGCUGGCACUGGUGGACCAUCGAAUGCCUGUCAUCAUGGUGGUCAUGAGGGACCCCACGUUUGUCAAGUGUCAGAAUGCAUUGCAGCAAGUGGUGGCACGUCAGGGGCGUCCCAUCCUGAUUUGCGAGAAGAAUGAUGAGGAGACCAUGAAGAAUGCUUACCGUGCAGUCAAGGUUCCCCACACAGUGGAUUGUCUGCAAGGAAUCCUCAGUGUUAUCCCUCUCCAGCUUCUAGCUUUCCACCUCGCUGUGCUCAGAGGCUAUGAUGUGGAUGACAACAAGCGACUGAGGAAGAUUGAAGCAGAUUACGUGCCAAUGUGAGUUGGUAUGUGAACCGUGAGGCUGCAUAAUGGCUAGAGACUGUGUCCAUUUUCUGGGGGCUGAGCACGCCUUACUGGAAGCAGGAGCAAUGUUCACAGACAAUUCAGUUUACUCUUAGUUUGUAUUUUUGGGCAACAGGAAUUCUUUUGUCAACAAAAUGUAAUGAAACUUUCAGGAAUACAUUGGCCUCAAUCAUAUGGGGCACAGAAUAGCUUUCUAGUCUAUUAUUUCCUAAUGCUUGGAACAUUUUUAAAAGCUCUUUCAUACCAAAUUGUUUAGCCACUGUAGUGGAGGCAGUAUUUUUAAAAACCUCACUGACAGUGUGAUGAUUUUAGUGAGGCCAGCACAAAUGUGCAGCUGGGAAAUGGAAUUGUGUUUACGUCAACUUCCUCCAUUUAAGUUUGUUAGAUUUUUGCUUUAAUUCCUUGUUUUCCCACUGCUGUUUAUUUUUCACGCUGAGGAGCAUGGAUGACCUCCAGGGACAUUUGAAUAAACAUAGGAAUGCUGAAAUGGGACGUCAGAGAGCUGUACUGCUCGGAAACAGACCCUUUGGUCCCACUCGUCCAUGCUGACCAGAUAUCCUAAAUUAAUCUAGGCCCAUUUGCCAGCAUUUUGAAACAUGAGGUCCUUGGUGAAACUUGGUUCCUGGACAGAGGAUGUCAAUCUCCUCCAGUCAAUGAGGAUUUUAUCCGUGCAGGAAAAUUGUGGGGAGUACAAGCUCAAAUUCAUUGAUAAUGUGCUCCUGCCUGUAAGACUUCCCACCAGGAGACCAGAUUCAUAAAGCUGCCUCCUAAUGCUGAUAAAUCUACUCCCCUAGAAUGCAUGACAUAACUCCCAAAGUUUUUCUGUAGGUUUAAAAUUCCUUUUUAUUUUGUUGACCUGCAUUAAUACUGAUUUUAAGUCUGACUUGCUGUUCACUCUCUGAACACUGGAAAGCGUACUGCAUUAUUAUACAGAUUAUCCUUGGGGAAAUAAUCCACAGGGGGCUUUCGAUAAAUAUUCCUUUGCUUCUGCCACUGCCUCAUGCAACGCACUAACUUUUAACCCUUCUUUGCCCUUCCUGCAAAAGGUAUUUCGAAUUUUACAGAACUUCAUUUCAAAGUUUCGGCAGAGAUCUGUAGUUCGGGUUGUGGGUGAAGUUGUAGACUGGCUCGCCGAGCUGGCUUGUUGUCAUUCAGACAUUCUAUCCCCAUGCUAGAUGACGUCAUCAGCGAGGCCUCCGAUGUAGCGAUGUUAUUCUGCUCCGCUUGGAAUUUAUACUCUUUGGUCCGUUAUGGAGAGUAGUGCCAUUUCUGGUCUUGAUCUGUGUGGGCUGCAUAUGGGCUCCAAUUCAGUAUGUUUGUUGAUUGCAUUAUGGGUGGAGAACCAUGCUCAAGGAAUUCCUGUGCAUGUCUCUGUUUGUAUUGGGCUACUAUGGUUACUUUGUCCCAAUUAAACUGAUGAUCUUUAUUGUCUGAGUGUACCGAUAUUAAGGAGAGUUUGUCGUACCAUUUUGCUGCUAUUUGUUCAUGUAUUCUGGUGGCUAGUUCCUUUCCAGUCUGUCAUAGUAGCCACAGUUGCCCAAGCCAAACUUGGACAUGCAUGGGAAUUCCUAGAGGCAUGAUUCUCCACCCAUAAUGCAAUCAACAAACACACUGAAUUGUAUACAAACCCAUUCAGAUCAAAACUGGAAAUGACAGUAUUCACGGUAACGGACCAAAUACUAUAAUUCCAGGCACUUCAUCGACAGCUGCGCCGACAAUGUCACCUAGUAUAGUGACGAAACAUCUGAAUGAGAACAAGCCAAGAACGGUGACCAAGUCGGCCAUCUCAGAAUUUCAUUUAUUUUAUGUUAUCAUCAAAAUCGCUGUUUAGUGAAUGCUUCCUUUAGUGAAGCCAGAAGAAUGAUCUCUCAGCCUGCAUAAUUGAGGGAUUCCAAAUUAACAAGUACUAUGCUAACCACUAAAUUGUUAAGUCGUGACUACUGGACAGGCCUCCUUUUCUUGCUUUGGGAGGGGGAGCAGGGUCAGUGCCUUGAGAAAGUCAUUCUUCGUGUUUGUUAGUUACCUCAACCUGCCUAAUCUCUCCACCUCCUCCAGCUACCUCCCUCUCUCUCUCAGUACCCCCCCCCCCCCCCCCCCCACCCCCCAAACAGUGCUUGUGGUACAUUGCACAAGGGAUCACCCUUCUGUUGGCUGGCUAUCCACUAGUUACUCCACUGCCCCAGUCAGUCAUGUCUGCAUUCUGAGUGGGCGCUAGAACCCUGGUUAACGUGGCCUAAGCUCCUGCCCACCUCCCCCUGCCCUCUCUGAUACAAUGGAUAACAUUCCCUAAAAUCAGUAAGUGACAGUAAUACAUUAUCCACAUGAACUAACAGCAUAACUGGAACAGAGUACUCCUACCAUUAUCUGAUACUUGCACCCAGCUACAUCUUAACACAAAGCAGGACAAAGCGCUCCAUCCACCUGCUUAAACAUUCACUCCUUCCACCACCAGUGCUUAGCAGCAGCAGUUUGUAUCACAUUGAUAAGAUACACUGCAGCAAUGCACUAAAACCCCAGUGACACUGCCUUCCAAAUAUAUGUAGAAUUGUAGCAUUCCUAAAGUCUAGAAAGAGGCCAUUUGGCCCAUUGUGUCCACUCUGACUGUCUGAAGAGCAUCCCACCCAGACUCAGCCCCCACCCAGUCCCCAUAUAAUCCCACAUUUACCCUGGCUAACCCACCUUGCCUGCACACCCCUGGACACUAUGGGGCAAUUUAGCAAGGCUGAUCCACCUAACUUGCACAUUUUUGGAUGUUCUGCUUGCUUGGUGGGACAAAGUAGGUGCAAGUACCAUCACCUGUAAGUUUUCCCUAACCUCACACUGCAUCCUGAAUGAGUGUAGAUCACCGUUCCUUCAUUGCUGGGCCAGCAUCUUGCAACUCCCUCCAUAACAGCACUAUGGUUGUCUCUACACCAGCUGGGCUAUGGUGGUUCAAGAAGGCAGCUCACCACCACCACCUCAAGGGCAAGCUAGAAUCUUUAAUCAAUUCCUACUUUACCAGUGAUGCCCACAGCCGAAGGAUGAAUAAAUUUAAAAAGUAAUACCAUUGUGAAGCUUUCUACCUUCUUAAAAAUCAUUUUGAUAUCUUUCUUUCCUUUUUUCUCUUCUAAUUUCCAGUUGCAGUCCAUUCUUCACUAUCCUUUCAUGAGGGCCAUUCUCCAUGAUCUUUUAAUUCAUGCUGUCUGACUCGAGGUCAAAUCCUCCCACAAACUCCCCUCAAUCUCCAACAGUUCUACAUUGUUACAGUCUCGAUUUGUACUCCCAGAUUAAAUGCACAGCUUCGCAACAUGGUACGAUGUAAUACUGUGACGAUGCAAAUUAAUACACUUCUGGAAAGGCGUUGCCCUUUUACUGGAAUGUUGGAAUUCUCUAGAGCCAAUCUGGAUAUUUUACAUACAGUAGUGAAUUUGUUAAACUACCUCUGAUGUGCAUUAAGAACAUGAACUUUACACGUGGCACAACACUGUAAUAAGUAAAUUGAGAGAUUUUUUUUUGCUGAUUGCAGUUUUGCAGAGAGCGGUGGAAGUCUCUAGUUUUUUCUGCAUCUAUUCUUCCCCAUUGCCCUGCAGCUGAGGUCCUGGCGACAGUUGUUUUUUUGUGCUGUGAAGUAAAUGAGAGUCACUGGCCUACAGUAACAGGGGAACAGCAAGUCUGAAUAGUAGUGUGUAGUGCCUACAAACAAAACCAGGGGGUAACAACAGGCUUGGCGUGGAGUCUAGGGUUUCUGAGAGCAGACUGUUGUCUGGAGCCUGUCAAGUUUGUACUACAAGCAACCUCCUCUCCCAGAAGCAUAUCCUGGCUUGCUUCCUCUAGUAUUUUAAUCCCUGUUUUAAAAAGGGUUCUCAAUUUACCGAUUGGAAUCACCAAGUUAUAAGGAGGAUAGAGUCACUCCUUGACUAGAACCUCUUUUGGCUGCUUUUGAACUUCAAUUUUUCUCUCUCAUGGAGGAGGCUAAUGCCAUUACACUUGAACUCAUGUUUGUCUAAAUCCACAAAGUUUGAGAGUAGGGGGUAGCUGACACAUAGCAACUCUCUGCUUGGGGUGCAUUGUAUGUGUACACAGCUGUAAAGGAGGUGGGUUUGUGCAUUUUUCUCAACAAUGUGGAUGGCUUUGUAAGAUCAAUUUAAAUAAAACUUUAGA
This is a messenger RNA of Stegostoma tigrinum, 6317 nucleotides long. RefSeq names its product glutamine--fructose-6-phosphate aminotransferase [isomerizing] 1-like. Gene Ontology annotation, molecular function: carbohydrate derivative binding; L-glutamine:D-fructose-6-phosphate transaminase (isomerizing) activity. Bases 100 to 2154 code for a protein of 684 amino acids. Gene Ontology annotation, biological process: protein N-linked glycosylation; fructose 6-phosphate metabolic process; UDP-N-acetylglucosamine metabolic process. The transcript is spliced from 19 exons. The record is from RefSeq and is a predicted model, not a curated record. Lineage: Eukaryota; Metazoa; Chordata; Chondrichthyes; Orectolobiformes; Stegostomatidae.